AUGCAUUGCUUUUUUGCUGAGCUGGAGCCGUCUAUCGACGUCACGGAACAAAACCUGGCAGACCGAGUUCGGUACAUCAUGCGCUCGAAAAUAUUUGAUGAUGCCGAACUCGAACGACUACGACGUCAGGGUAUUCCGUCGUCGAAUGAAUCGACUAUGGCUGGAGAUGCAGCUCCACAUUCGACAGACAAGCAUCCACACGUGAAAGCCGCCAUGAAUCUUCCAGUUGUGGUUGAUUCGAACGACGAUGAAAUAGUCUCCCACGAACUAAAGCAAAUGAGGAGUAUAUUGGAAGAGGCGAUUUUGGAAACGCGCAGCACCCCUCUCGAAAAUCGACCGCGACUUCCCCGCAUACCCUUAAGCAAGCGAAAUCGGGCUGUCGUGAGGGCUCUUAACCCAAUGCUGGUGACCUAUUUGGAAGCCAGCCGGGACCUUUGCGAGACGGACUCGAUUCUAUUUGCCGCCGCAGUGGCAGUUUCCCGUAUUUUUGGCGCCAAACUUCCCAUGGCUGGACGCGCUACUACACAAAGUAACGCCAUCCCAGCCUGGAGGAAAAGAAUCGAGGACCGUAUCGCAAAGGCAAGGGCCCUUAUCGGCAGACUGACAAGCUUCAGGUCGGGUAAUAAUAGACCGAGGAUUAUGCGCACCGUUAGAAUGGCGUUUGCUGGGACAAAUAUCAGUUUGUCCCAGCCGGAUAUCACGCAGAAACUAACGGAGCGCAUAGACGACCUGAAGCAAAAGAUCGCUGCUUGGGGGGAAGCGGAUUCGAUGAUUUUUCGAGGGUCAAGGCGGUUCAACUAG
Parnassius apollo (apollo) is the source of this 801-nucleotide messenger RNA. Lineage: Eukaryota; Metazoa; Arthropoda; Insecta; Lepidoptera; Papilionidae. The record is from the annotation of a GenBank genome assembly.